UGAAGAAGACAAUUGAUAAUUUUUAUGGAUCCAAGAUGAUUCGUCAUAUGUUCAAUGAAGGAAUCCCAGUUUCUAUGAUUAACAAGAAAGGAUUGAGUACAUUUUGAUAAGUGUUUGAACAAAUUUGGGCACGUGUCCUGACCUCCUACUGGCACGUGUCGCUAUUUAGAAGUAUUUCCUAACACGCGCCGAGGUCACGUGUCAUACUGAUGAUAUCAGUGAAUCCUCAGAACGUGAUCGAGAAUAUUUGUAUAAGAAUUUUUAGGAAAUUCCAACGAAAAUCUGUCUAAUCCUAAUAUAAUUCAAUGGAUAUUAAGUAUCUUUUGUAUUGAAUUAAAAAAAUUGGUUUCUCAGUGUAUAGAGAGGGAUACAGUGUUGCACAAAAAAUAUUGUAUUUCCAGUGAUCUCAAGAAGGAAAGUGUUUCAUUAAUAUAUACCAAAAUAUAUAUCAUUAAUAGAUACCAAGAGAAGUUUUUACUUUUUGAAAGAUUCUUAUGCAAAAAUUAUUGGGGGAUCAAGUCUUCUAGGCUGUUUUUCUUGGAAGUCGAUGUCUUUUAAUGUGUUCAUCUUUUACAUCUGAAAAAUAAAUUUAAUUAAUCAACAAUCUUUUAAAGAUGAUGUGAGAGUGUCUUAAUUUAUACCCAAUUGAUCAACAAUUCUAGUCAUUAUUACCAAAGAAUUUAUAAAUAUUAAAGAUACGUGUACCAGAGAAUUUUAUGAUAUAAAAAAAAGCUUCUUCAAGAUGUAUUCCAUGGACAAUCUCGAAUUAGAUAUGAUGAAUCGACAGUACAUGUACGAGGCUCAUGGCUUUCUUGGGAAUCCAGCGAUUCCAGCUUUGCCGCCGCAUUGCGGAGCACCUACCACAGCUACGCUACCUUCUAUUCCCUCGCAAUUAGCUGCACAUCCUGCUGGAAGUACUGGAAGUACCAGCGGUAGUGAAAUUUAUUUGUAUGACGAAAAUAGUAGCGAUAAUGAAAGUGCUUACAGUAGUGAUCAGGAGAAUCACACCAGAGAAACAAUAAUAAUUUCUAGACGAAGUCAAAACAAUAGAAGAAAUGGGGCGUCGGGGAAAAGUCCGAGACAAGCAGUACAACAAAGACAGGCCGCCAAUAUGAGAGAGAGGAGACGUAUGCAGAAUAUAAAUGACGCCUUUGAGGGUCUUAGGGCCCACAUACCUACUCUUCCUUAUGAAAAGAGACUCUCUAAAGUAGAUACAUUAAAAUUAGCAAUUGGUUACAUUAAGUUUCUUAACGAAUUGGUUAGAGCUGAUAAGGGUAACGAUCCUCUGACGGGAAAUGGUGGUCUCUCAAGAUGUUCUGGACGAGAUGAUUCUAAGAAAGUCAUAGUUCGUGGCAGUGAAGGAAAUCCUUUCAUUUUUCAUUCCUUGUCAUGGUCCAGGAAGUCGGAUAUCUCCCAGAAUGGGACGAUGUAUGCAAAAGUAUGGACUCCGGAGGAUCCAAGAACAUCAAAAAAUGGCUCGACAUUCGAAUAAAAUUUUCAUCUCUUAGUUAAGUCACGUCGAGCCUUGUGUUAUUUAGUAUUUAAGGACAAACAUUCCUAGUCAUUAUUUUACUUUUUUUUGAUGCUAAAUCAUUAUUAACAAUCAAUAGAACA
Messenger RNA from Apis dorsata (giant honeybee), 1614 nucleotides. It is a transcript of the gene Fer1, whose product is annotated as pancreas transcription factor 1 subunit alpha. Gene Ontology annotation, biological process: regulation of transcription by RNA polymerase II; developmental process. The transcript has 3 exons. The coding region runs from base 743 to 1492 and encodes 249 amino acids. Gene Ontology annotation, molecular function: RNA polymerase II transcription regulatory region sequence-specific DNA binding; DNA-binding transcription factor activity, RNA polymerase II-specific; protein dimerization activity. The record is from RefSeq and is a predicted model, not a curated record. Lineage: Eukaryota; Metazoa; Arthropoda; Insecta; Hymenoptera; Apidae.